Molecule: messenger RNA, 1255 nt
Organism: Rhodamnia argentea
Lineage: Eukaryota; Viridiplantae; Streptophyta; Magnoliopsida; Myrtales; Myrtaceae
Exons: 5
Coding region: 117-1037 (306 amino acids)
Source: RefSeq, a predicted model, not a curated record
CUUCUCUCCCCCUCCCUCCCGGCGGUCCAUGCCUCCCCAUAUAUACAUACCCCUCUAUUGCCAUCAACCUUCACCACACCAAACCAAGAAGCAAACUCUCUAGAAGCUCCCAAACAAUGGCGACCACUAGACUGUUACGGACCCCGACCGGGCCUUUCUCUUCUUCUAGGUCGCCGUCCUUUGCUGCUGCGGCGAUGAGGACCGUCAGGUGCUUAAACUUGGUGGAGCCGCUGGGUGGAGAAAGGAGCGGCUUUGAGAGAGAGGAUAACCAUCACAAGAGGGAACCGCAGGUGGUCGUGAAGGCCGCGGUGGUAGCUGCCGAGUCCGAGAGAGUGUUCACGGCCGAGCCUAGGAUAAAUGGCGGGGGCGUGGAUUUGGUUCCGUUUUUGGGUAGUGCCGCAAGCACCGCACUGGUCAUUCUGAGAGCAGCGGUGAAAAGGAGGACGAAGAAGUUAAACGUCCAGCGUCUCAUUGAGAAGGCGAUAGUCGACUGCCGGUUUUUCACAUUAUUCGCCGUCGCGGGAUCUUUACUGGGCUCGGUGUUGUGUUUCGUGGAGGGUUGCUUCGUCGUGAUCGAGUUGUACGUGGAGUACUUCCAUUCAAUGUCGCAGAUGUCCGAUCAAGGGCACGUGGUGCAGCUGCUUGUCGAAGGCUUAGAUAUAUUCUUAGUCGGAACAGCGCUGCUGGUGUUUGGGGUUAGCUUGCACGUGAUGUUUGUCGGAUCGCAGGCCAAAAGUGAUGGAGGGCCGUGGCUUUCCGGGUCCAACCUCUUCGGCCUCUACUAUCUGGCGAGGCUCCCGGCGUGGGCGGAGAUGCGAUCAGUUUCGCAGGCCAAGUCGAGGAUCGGGCACGCGAUGAUGAUGAUACUGCAAGUUGGGGUGCUGGUGAAGUUCAAGAGCGUGCCCGUCCUGACCUGCUUGGAUCUCGCUUGUUUCGCAGGAUCCGUGCUUCUUUCCUCGGCUUGCGUAUUCCUCCUCUCGAGACUUUCUUUGGGUAGUUCUUCCGCGGAUAGUGUCACGGAGAAGAAUCCAUUGUAAAGGGACUCGAACAAAUAUCUUGAUGGUUAAAUGCCUAGACCAUGCCUUUGAGGAAGCAUACGCAACUUGUACUUCUUUCAUUUCAUGUGUAAUUUUUUUUCAUUUUUUUAUGGUGGAAUUUUAUAAAUAUUCUUUUCCGUGUUAAUUUCGAUUUAUUUUGACUAUAGAAUGUUCAUAAUCAUUGGAAGAAAAUUUUACGACGGUCGUUUCGAACCGUA